CGCGGGCCUCUUCAGCUCCCCCGGCAUGGCAGACAUCCGUGAGCUCAUAGAAGUGGACGACGUCAUGGAAGACGAGUCCCUGAGGUUUGGUCCCAACGGCGGCUUGGUGUUCUGCAUGGAGUACUUUGCCAAUAACUUUAACUGGCUGGAGGAGAGCCUUGGGCACGUGGAGGAUGACUAUGUGUUGUUUGACUGCCCAGGUCAGAUCGAGCUCUACACACAUCUGCCCGUGAUGAAACAGCUGGUGGAGCAGCUUCAGCAGUGGGAAUUCCGUGUCUGUGGAGUUUUUCUUGUGGAUUCUCAGUUUAUGGUGGAAUCUUUUAAGUUUAUCUCUGGAAUUCUGGCAGCACUCAGUGCAAUGAUAUCUUUAGAGAUUCCACAGAUUAAUAUCAUGACCAAAAUGGAUUUGCUGAGCAAGAAAGCCAAGAAGGAAAUAGAAAAGUACUUAGAUCCAGAUAUGUAUUCUAUGAUUGAAGACUCUACAAAUAUAUUGAAAAGCAAAAUGUUUAAAAAAUUGACUAAAUCUAUAUGUGGAUUGAUUGAUGACUAUGGUAUGGUUCGAUUUCUACCUUUUGAUCGCUCUGAUGAGGAAAGCAUAAACAUUGUUCUGCAGCACAUAGACUUUACCAUUCAGUAUGGAGAAGAUCUUGAAUUUAAAGAACCAAAGGCAUGCGGAGAAGAUAAAUCAUCUCCUCUUGUGGAUGAAUACUUUCAAGAUCAUGUGGAUGAGUAAAAAAUGGAUGUUCAAAAAUGGGAGGAAAAUACCUUGCUUGUGUUAGAAAAUAAAAAUGAAAAAAAAAUCCACCCCUACACAAACAUACUUGAUGUUUUAUCUGUAAGAUAACUAAUAUUUAUAAUGAAGAGUGAGGUAUAUGGCCUCUUAACUAUUUUAAUAAACAAUUUUCAUUCUUAUGCGUGUGUGUUAUCAAAUACAUAGGCUAGCGUUAGUACAUAUAAAAGUUCCCCACAUAGAUCUAUCUCAUUUAAGCACAGGAAUGCUUGAAAAAAAUCUCAUCAUCUGCAAAAGAGGCAAAGCUGAAUAUGAGUAUGUUGUAAUAAAUAUUAAUCUCCA
Messenger RNA from Pygoscelis adeliae (Adelie penguin), 1072 nucleotides. It is a transcript of the gene GPN3, whose product is annotated as GPN-loop GTPase 3. Gene Ontology annotation, molecular function: GTPase activity. The transcript has 7 exons. Bases 26 to 733 code for a protein of 235 amino acids. The record is from RefSeq and is a predicted model, not a curated record. Lineage: Eukaryota; Metazoa; Chordata; Aves; Sphenisciformes; Spheniscidae.